Gongylonema pulchrum is the source of this 216-nucleotide messenger RNA. The record is from the annotation of a GenBank genome assembly. NCBI's taxonomy places the organism in Eukaryota, Metazoa, Nematoda, Chromadorea, Rhabditida, Gongylonematidae.
AUGUCGUUGGAUGAGAGUCGAAGCACAACGCCAGUACUUUGCCCCGGUGAUUCGCCGUCUCCUGCACCAUCUUCUUCACAGCCCGACAGUCAGGGCACCUGUAGUAAUGGAUACCAAAGCGCUAUCAGCGAAAAUAGUAGAGUUGAAAGUCCAUCUCAUGCUACUAACUUGCCGAGCAACAUCUAUAUGCAUCGGAUCCAGUCAGCUUCACCCGCA